AUGUCAUUCACACUCGAGAAGAAACAAACCAAAGCCCACCCAGUUAGAGCCAAAGGCGCUACAUUACUCGCCGAAGAUGCCAAUAACUUGACAAUUGUAUACAACAAAUACAAAUCAAAUUGUCCACGUCCAAAGCCUCAAUCUCAAUUAACAUACAAUCUCGUAUUUUGUCAUGGAACAGGAUUCAAUAAAUCAAUUUGGAACUAUCAUAUCAAGAAGUUAUUCCAGCUCUCACAAUCGUUGCAAGUUCCAUGGUUUUUGGACACUGUGAUUAGUGUCGAUGCUGUUGGACAUGGUGAUUCGAGUUUAGCCAAUUUGGACAAAUUGGGUCCUGUGUAUACUUGGGAUGAUGGAGCAAGAGAUGUGAUUGAAGUUGUCCAACAUGAAAUUCGUAGUACUGGUGAUUUUAAAAACGAUUCCAAUUCAAGAACGGUUAUUAUUGGCCAUUCAAUGGGUGGGUUUAUUGCCACGUAUGCCGCAUAUUUAGAGUGUACUUUGUUUGAUUCAGUUAUUGCUGUUGAACCGGUCUUGUACGGUACCCCGGAUAAUGCCGCUAUAUAUAUGAAAUUGUUCAAAAAGAUUUCUGGACUCAUUUUGGAUACAUUCGACACAGAAGAGGAUGCUAGAUACUUUUUCGAAAAGUUUUCCUUCACAAAGUUACAUAAUCCAGAAGUGUUGAACGAUUACAUGGCUGAUGAAAUCUACAAGACCAAGAAUGAAGAAGGUAAAGAAGUAUACAAAAUCAAAUGCUUGAAAAACCUUCAAGUUGCAGCUUAUUUGGGGUCAAUGAUGUCGCUUCGUAAAGGUAUGUUGGCAUUACCUGAAUUGAGAGUACCAUUUUUGCAUGUUAUUGGAUCUAAAGCUAGAUGGAACCCACCGGAGAGUAUCUCAUGGGUUAGAGGUGCGGUUAAUCCAAAGUUUUUUGCUGGUGGAGUUGAUAUUAUAAAUGGUGAACAUUUAGUCAAUGGUGAAAAACCGGAUGAAGUUGUUGAGAUAAUCAAGGAUUUCUUGACAAAAAGAAACGAGGUGUUGGAUAAAGAGAAAUCGAAUAUUCCUGAAGUUUCAUUAAAAGGAGACACUGCUGCCUUACGUGAGCAAGAGUUUGGUAAGUUAUUGAAAGGAGAUCUUCAGGAUAUUUAUGGGUAUGAGCUUGCAAUGCACGUACCCUUUGAUCUUACUUUGAACAAGACUAAUAGUAAAUUGUGA
This is a messenger RNA of Lodderomyces orthopsilosis Co 90-125, 1206 nucleotides long. RefSeq names its product alpha/beta fold hydrolase. The record is from RefSeq and is a predicted model, not a curated record. Bases 1 to 1206 code for a protein of 401 amino acids. Lineage: Eukaryota; Fungi; Ascomycota; Pichiomycetes; Serinales; Debaryomycetaceae. The transcript has a single exon.